Messenger RNA from Lachancea thermotolerans CBS 6340, 2205 nucleotides. RefSeq names its product formin-mediated actin nucleation enhancer (gene BUD6). The record is from RefSeq and is a predicted model, not a curated record. NCBI's taxonomy places the organism in Eukaryota, Fungi, Ascomycota, Saccharomycetes, Saccharomycetales, Saccharomycetaceae. Gene Ontology annotation, molecular function: cytoskeletal regulatory protein binding. The transcript has a single exon. Gene Ontology annotation, biological process: establishment of cell polarity. Gene Ontology annotation, cellular component: cytoplasm; cell tip. Bases 1 to 2205 code for a protein of 734 amino acids.
AUGAUCUUGUUAUGUGUAACUGGGACUAGGCAUAACAACACAGAAAAAAGGUUAAUGUCGGCAGCCUCGGGAGUUCCAAACCAGGCGGCUACUAGGCCUUCGGCGCACCCCACUAUGAAGUCCCCUAAAGGGUCUUCAAGUGUUGAAACAAGCGUCACUAAGCUUCUCAUGUCUACAAAGCAUUUACUUCAAAGUUUAACCCAUUGGUCAAAGGGUCUAGCAAAUGAACGUAAUGUAUCUGAUGCAUACGUACAGCUUGGAAAUGACUUCAAGCUGCUAACAAAGCAGUUUUCUCACGCGGGCUUGGAAGUCUCAGACUUGGGGGACGUUCCUUCAAACUUGAGACAGGUUUUGGAGGUCGCCCUUCGUGAGCAACCUUCUGAGAAGACCCUGGACAAGUACUUGCCGAGAAUAAGAGAGAUCGUUGUGACAUUGUUAGAAAAGCUUAAAGUCAAGCAGAGCAUGCUGAAAGGGAUGCGUCAAACCAAUCAGUCACUUUCUUCAAGGAAUUCGAGAUCGAGUUCCGCCGUCAGUGUCGUUUCAGGCCGCACUACGCCGUCGAACAGGGAAGUUGACAGAUCUGCCUCAUCUUCUGCAUGCGCUUCGCCGCACAGGUCCCCAGCGGCUACCAGCACCCCACACAAACUUGAAAAGCAGCUCUCAAUAAGCAAUUCAAGAACGGCAGAAGAGCCAAACGCCGCAUUAGCACAGUUAAAAAAUAGCGAUACACUUCAGCGUAGGGCCUCCAAGCGAUUCUCGGCCUAUCACAUUGCAAAAUUAACACAUCAAUCAGCAAGCGAAGCAGCAGCAAUGGUAACUCCGCCACACUCCAUUGAAGGGAGCUCAAAGGAAGCAGAAGGCUCAUAUUCAAUGGUAGAAAAAAAUGACAAUGAGCCCGCGUUGCUCAAUAGUGUACAACCAACACCGCAGGAACCCGAAAAUAGACUGGUCAAUGUGUUUCUAAAGCUUGACGGAAAAGUUAAAAAGUGCACUUUAGAUCUCCCAACAUCAUUCACUUCCCUGAGACUUUUGUUUGUCGAAAGGUUUACUUACACGCCGGGGUCCAGUAAUUUUCCUGAAAUAUACAUUAAAGAGCCGGCCUAUAAGGAAUAUUAUGAGCUAGAAGCGAGUCAGCUUGAUAAAAUCAAGGACGGCUCUGUACUCUCGCUUCAGUCAAUAGAAAACUCAAAAUGCUCGACGGCCACUAUGAGUUUUGAUAGACUAUGCGAAGAGUUCGAAAAGGGGCUGAAAAAUCACCAAGCCGCGAUUUUUGCCGAAAUUCAGAGCCUUCGAAAUUCAGAACCUCAUUCUGCAAGCCUUUCUAGUUCCCAACGAAAAAGCAGUUCAUGUUCUUCUGCUGAAAUCGAGGAUAUUAGGCGUCAGCUUUCCAUUCUAAAUCAAAUACACAACGCAAAGCAGAAGAGCCUUGAAGAGAAUGUGACAAACAUUUUAGAAAAAGUAGCAAAGUUCAAGAGCCUCUCGUUCAAUUCCUCUACAACUACUAACAGAGUCUACAUGGAAAAGAGUCAUAUGAAACUAUCUGAAGUUUCAGACAACUUGCUCGGAAAAGUUGAUGACUUACAAGAUGUCAUUGAGGCCUUGAGAAAAGACGUUGCAGUGAGAGGCUCGAAGCCUUCAAGGAAAAAGCUCGAUGGUGUUAGGACAGAACUUGAAGAGGCACAAGCGAACCUUGAUAGAAUGCAGGAAUACUUGUCGAUAGAGAAACCCAAUUGGAAAAAAAUCUGGGAAAGUGAACUUGAGAAGGUUUGUGAAGAGCAACAGUUUCUCACACUACAGGAAGAACUUGCAUUAGAUUUUAAAGAAGACCUUGAAAAGGUUCGCGAAACAUUUGGCCUGGUCAAGAUGUGUUGUGAGGAAAAGGAGAAAAACCCGAAGAAAAAUCACAAUCCAAUUCUUCCGAUAGCUAAGCCAGGCACAUUUAACCAGCUUCGGGAAGCGGUCUUGAGCGAAGUGCAAUCUCUGCACCCAGACCAUGAAGAAAGAUUAGAAGCCAUUGAAAAGGCAGAAAAGCUCAGAAUGAGAGAAAAAGGCUACAGAGACAACAGUGCGUUCGAAGACGAACUUGGAAGUUUUGUCGUUAACAAUAAUUUCAAAAAAUCUGGGGGCAUUGACGAAAUAGAAAAGCUUCGUCGCCAAAAAGAUGAGGAUAAUAUUAGAGCUACGUUUCGGCCCUCAAACUUCUAG